GCGUGCGCAUGUGUUUUUCAGCUGAAUGUCAUCUUCCUGGGCAUUGCCCUCUACAAGAUGUUCCACCACCACUGCGAUCCUCAAGCCGGACUCUGGCUGUCUGGACAACAUCAAGUCGUGGGUGAUCGGGGCCAUCGCCCUGCUGUGUCUGCUGGGCCUGACCUGGGCCUUCGGCUCAUGUACAUCAACGAGAGCACCGUGAUCAUGGCCUACCUCUUCACACCAUCUUCAACUCCCUGCAGGGCAUGUUCAUCUUCAUCUUCCACUGCAUCCUGCAGAAGAAGGUACGGAAGGAGUACGGCAAGUGUCUGCGGACUCACUGCUGCAGUGGCAAGAGCGUGGAGACCUCCAUCUCCUCCUCCAGUAAGACCACCACCUCCCAGUAAGACCACCACCUCCAGGGACCCCCGGCCGCUACUCCACUGGCUCUCAGGUGAGCUUACCUGCCUGCACACCUGGACGCUACAGCACAGCCGACUCUCAGAGUCGUAUCAGGCGGAUGUGGAACGACACGGUGAGGAAGCAGGAGUCCUCCUUCAUCACCGAGACAUCAACAGCUCGGCCACGCUCAACCGAGGGGCCAUGGCUAAUCAUCUUAUAACUAAUGCUCUCCUUCGUUCCCAUGGCACUAACCAUCCUUAUAACACUCUCCUGGGGGACUCUGCAGUGUAUAACCACCCGGCUGUGGGCAUGUACAACACUCAAGCACCGUACCGAGACACAAAGAGUGUGCUGAACAACGUGAGGGACUCGAGCGUCAUGGAUACGCUGCCUCUCAACGGUCACCACGCCAACAACUACAGCAUGGCCAGCAGCGAGUACCUGAGCGACUGCGUCCAGAUCCUGGACCGCAGCGGAGGCUACGGUACCCACGGCAACCACAAGGAGACCACCCUGGAGAAGAAGAUACUGAAGGAGCUGACCUCCAACUACAUCCCAUCCUACUUGAACAACCACGAGCGCUCCACCACCGAGCGCAGUCACAACCUCAUGAACAAGCUGGUCAACAGCAGCCUGGCCAACGGAGGAGGCAUGGUGGGCGGCGGCAGCAGCAGCAGCAGUGGCAGCAGCAGCAGUAGCGGCGGCAGCGGCGGCAUGUGCAGCAGUAAGGAGGACGGCGGGCCGAUGGCGCUGGACGACCCGGCCGCCUUCCCCCACGACGAGGCCCUGGGCCUGGAGAUCAUCCGGGAGGAGUCCAACGCCCCGCUGCUGCCCCCGCGGCCCCCGCCCCCGGACGGCCACCCGCCGCCGCCGCCGCCGCCCCCGCACAGCUUCGCCCGGCCCCGCCGCAUCCCCCAGGAGACGGGCGAGAGCUUCUUCCCCCUGCUGCCCAACGAGCACGCCGAGGAGCACGCCCACUCGCCCGGCCACAGAGACUCGCUGUACACCAGCAUGCCCGUGCUCACGGAGCUGCCCGACGCGCCCGCCAACGGCCUGACGGACGGCGAGGAGGAGGCCAGCUCGGGGGAGCUGCAGCCCUGCAAGAGCGCCACGGCCCCCGAGCUGGACGACGUCUACUACAAGAGCAUGCCCAACCUGGGCUCCCGCAACCACCUGCACGAGCUGCAGAGCUACUACCACAUGGGCCGCGGCGGCAGUGACCGCUACAUGGUGCCCGCCAACAAGGAGGACUCGGAUUCGUCACCGGAGGAGCCCCCCGUGGACCCCGCGCACCUGGUCACCAGUCUAUAGAGCCCGUCAGGAGACUGCUAUCCCUCCUCCUACCCCCGUUCCCCCUCCCCCCCCCCCCCCCCCCCCCCCCCCCACAACCCCACCCCCGCAGUCCCGUACCCCAUCCCUGGCCCCGGCCCCCCACUCCCCCCCCCCCUCCCCGCUCCCAGACCUCCGGUGACCUUGGGCUUGUGUUUUCGGGGGAUGGACCCGGUCUGGCCAAGCGGACUGGGUCUGGACCUACUGUGUGUGUAUUUCUCCUGGGUUCCUGAUGCGGUGGACGGGGACAGUGCAGGACGGAGCGAGGCGGGCCCCCGCAGUCAGACCCCAAGAAGUCGUUGCUCCUGACUGGGUAGUUUGGAGAGAAAUGUGUGAAAACCUCCCUUCGAACCGGCCGUGAGAAAAGACACAUCAGGGGGAGGGAUCUGUAAUUUUAAAACCCUCACUUGUUACUUUAACAUUGGAACCGUGGCUUUGAGCGUACCGUCAGCGGUCUGAACAUGAACUUCUAGUAGACCACAGAUCAUAGUGUCCACUCCUUCUUCUUCUUCUACUACUACUACUACUACUACUACUACAGGCAAACGGCCCCAGGCUCAACGUGUCUACGUUCUCCCUCCGUCAGAUGAAAUGUCACUGGGAUGAUGUCACUUCCUUUCCAAAGGGUGCAACCUAAGACUGAACACUGAACUGGCCCCAGAGAGGCAGCCCACCCCACUAUGUGCGAAUCAAGUGGAGUAUGUAUGAUAUUUCUUCUCGAACACUCAUCCUACAAAGUCUUUUGUUUGACAACCGAACUAAACCCAUAUCAAACACAGAUGUUCUAGACUCUGUACCCGUUUGUCUCUGCGGACCUGGGCUGGUGUCUGGGCCACUGUUACAUUCCUGCAAUGUAGUAACUGCGGCCACUGUGUAUUUUACUGAACCCCUCGGCCGAAGAUCAUGUGACAAUGGACCCAAGUAAAAAAGAUAAAAUACAAAGCUGUUUAUGUUUCUUCUUUCUUCUGUAACGUUUUUUCAAUUAUCAAAGGAUUAUGAGAUAAUCACAAUUUCUAUGUAUUGUACAGAAUACGGAUACAGAUAUUGCAUAUGACCAAGUCAUGUUUUUGCUUUGUUCUCUUUUAUUUUGUUUGUUUUUAACUCUGGGUGAGGAAUUUGUUUUGCAGAAGAGAUUUGAUAUGUCCAAUGUUCGAUUGUUCACAACAAGUCCAUAGAACGAGCAAAGGAGCUCUCCAUUGUGUUCUUAUUUCUACGAUACGCAGACAGAAAGCACCACUUAAAACACAUGUAUACCUUAUACUUAUUUUGUUUAGUUCCUUUUAAUAGCGACACCACUUUCACUUUAUAUUUUUUUUAAGUCAAAUGAGAAUAAAUAUGUUUUUGCCACUCUUUAGAUUACAAACUACAGGGAAGAUAAUGAAGGGGGUGCAUUUUGGGUUUUAAACAGGAAUACUCUGUGAGAAAACACACAGUUACCAUGGAAAUGUCGCUUUUGGCUUUCCAGGUAGGGGAAAUUUAAUUGCCGGCUGAAUAUAGCACCUCCACCGUUUGAGGAUCCACACAGCGACACUGACUGGGGUCUACGUGGAGCCAGAGCACAAGAUAAAGGAAGAGCUAAACAAAGUGGAGAACCCUGUAAAAAGAAGCUGGGAUAUAUGUAUCAUAUCUAUUAUGGCAAAUAUUCUUCCAAAGGAUGAGACUCCACCCAGCCGGGGCGGGCGGAGGUCUUGUUGAACAGCGCCUCCGGCUGAUAAUGAUGACACGAAGAGUUAGACGCGUCGUUCUGGCAGAGAUAAGAGAGGGACGUUAUUUCAGGAGGGUAGGUUCUCGACUGUCAAAUACCCUGAUUACACCGUGCGUGGGUGUGUGUGUGUGGGAGUGUUGGUGUGUGUGUAUGUAUGAAUGAGUGUGUUGAAGGUUUGAAAAAUGUGUGCACAGCAGCACUGUCUAAUAUGGAAAGCCAAUGUUUACUUAUUUAGGGGGGGGGGGGAACUCAAGUGUCUGAAGUGUAGCUUGCACAUAUAUCCCACGUGGCCCCUUCAUGUCCUGGAGAGAGAAAUGAUUUAUUUAUGUAUUUAUUGGUAUAAAGAGAGCAAAACAAGCUGGGAGGAAUGGAGUCUGGUUUUCAGGCAGGACUAAGAUGAAGUGACACUGAGAAUAAAAUAUCUUUUUUUUUUCAAAAUACGUAUGAUCAUGAUUAUUACAAUUAUUAUUGACAAUUAUUUAUUCUUUUUGUAUGGGUUCCAAGUUGAAUGAUCUCAUAACUAAUAUUUGUUGUAACAGUGAAAAGUUGUUUGCCAACAAAUAAAUUACUGACAUAGGCGUGUGUU
Gadus macrocephalus (Pacific cod) is the source of this 4001-nucleotide messenger RNA. It is a transcript of the gene adgrl3.1, whose product is annotated as adhesion G protein-coupled receptor L3.1. The transcript is spliced from 8 exons. NCBI's taxonomy places the organism in Eukaryota, Metazoa, Chordata, Actinopteri, Gadiformes, Gadidae. Gene Ontology annotation, molecular function: G protein-coupled receptor activity. The record is from RefSeq and is a predicted model, not a curated record. Gene Ontology annotation, cellular component: membrane. The coding region runs from base 58 to 1692 and encodes 544 amino acids. Gene Ontology annotation, biological process: G protein-coupled receptor signaling pathway.